Messenger RNA from Acipenser ruthenus (sterlet), 1803 nucleotides. RefSeq names its product deleted in azoospermia-like. Lineage: Eukaryota; Metazoa; Chordata; Actinopteri; Acipenseriformes; Acipenseridae. The record is from RefSeq and is a predicted model, not a curated record. The transcript has 11 exons. Gene Ontology annotation, molecular function: mRNA 3'-UTR binding. Bases 155 to 877 code for a protein of 240 amino acids.
GAGUGCAAGUUUACUUAAGGCAGAACAAAGCUGCGGGAGCUUGAACGGUCGUCGAAUGGUCGAUUUUGAAGUUUUGUCAGCAGUACGAAAAAUAAGUUUUAUGCGUGGAACACAUUUGUUAGUUUAAUUAAUAGUUUUAAUUUAGUUUUAUAAAAUGUCUGUCAAAGAAUUGCAUCAUCAUAAUGUUGGGGAAAGGGGACCUCAAAUUUCACCAUCAACAAAAAUGGCAAAUGGAUACAUUUUGCCAGAAGGAAAAGUCACACCGAAUACAAUUUUUGUUGGUGGAAUUGAUAUGAAGGUGGAUGAACAUGAAAUCAGGGAUUUCUUUGCAAGAUACGGGGCAGUGAAGGAAGUUAAAAUAAUCACUUACAGAGGAGGUAUAUGCAAAGGGUACGGGUUUGUCUCAUUUGAGGAGGAUGUGGAUAUUCAAACCGUUGUUGAACAACAGAUCAGUUUUAAAGGCAGAAAGUUGAAACUUGGACCAGCAAUAAUGAAAGAAAGAAUGCCAUGUUCCAUUCAGAGUCAUAUUGGACCUUCACAAUGGAUGGUGGCUCCUUCGCAACAGGUGUAUUGUGUGUGUUGCAACCAAAUGAUGGAAAGUGUAAUGCAGCCUUUUCCUGUUAUGAGCCCAGGAAACCAAUAUGUCCAGUGUCAUGCAUCGUGGUACACUGGUGGAGCGCUUAACAGGAAGACUCAGCCAUACACUUACCCAGGUUUCCCAGCAGUUGUAAUGCCAGAGAUGCCUAUGGGCUAUUCUCAGAAUGCUUAUGCAUAUCAGUAUGCUGCCCCACAGUGGCCUGCAGGAGAUCAUAGGACGAGAUUGGUAAACCAGAAUUUUGUCGACUGUGGUGUGCAGACACUGCUGACCCUGUUAUAAUUUCCUCCACACAAGGGCAUCUUUCCCAAGGAGAAAUGGCUAUACUGCAAGUGCUGCGGUGGGCAUCUUUUUUAAAAGAACCAGCUGAAACUUUAAAGUUUAUCCAUUGCUCAAAGAAUGAUUGUUUUAAAGGUCAUGAGGAUAUAUACUGCAGACUCCUUUUAUUGUAUUAUUCAAUUUGCAUCUUUAUUAAUAUUUUAUGAUUCCCUCUAAGAAAGCAGCUGCUUGAUAAACUGUUACUCAUAACAUUUUAGUUCACAGUGUACAUUUUCUCUUUUAUAUAAUUUUUUUUCUUUAUUAAACAGCAUGGCUGCUGAUGUACGUUUCUUUUGUAAAACUUCAUUUACACUUCAAUUUUUAUUGGCUUUUUGUGUCUCCAUCUUAUUUCAGUUUGUGUUCUUGUAAUUUCAUAUUCUAUACAGUGAUUCCAAAUGCUUUCUUAAAUGUGUAUAUAGCCAUAACUGUAUGUUUGCUAGAGAAAUGUGUAAGUUUAGUAGAAUUUCAGUUGAUUGGCCAGAUUCUUGAACAGGAAUGAAAGUAAAGGGUCAUGGUUUAAAGGAAAUGCAAGGAAGGAAAUGUAAGUGGUAUGAUCCUUGGUUUCCUACCUUAGAACAUAAUGUAAAUCCAAACAAAAACAUUCCACCUCAUGGAUGCACAUGUUCUAACCCAGAAUUACCAUGUGCAUAAAAUGGCGGGAGCCUUAGAAACUUGGCAGAAGCUCUGUUCUAUCAUGGGGAAAUUUUAUUUCAGUACUAUGCAAGGCCUUUUUUCUUUUUAAUCUGUGUACGUAGUAAGUCAUUGUCAAGUUUUUUUUCACUAUCUUAAAUGUUUAUUGUCUAUCACUGGGUUAUAUUGAUUUGUUUUGCAAUUUUUGUUUUGUUCUUUCAAGUUGUUUGGCAAUUGUUUUUGUUUUUUUUAGUAGUAAU